Molecule: messenger RNA, 30361 nt
Organism: Coregonus sp. 'balchen'
Lineage: Eukaryota; Metazoa; Chordata; Actinopteri; Salmoniformes; Salmonidae
Source: the annotation of a GenBank genome assembly
AUGUGUGAUAAGAGCCAUCAUAAAGGGGUGAACAGGGGAGAGCAGAGGAGAGGGUGUGGGGAGGAGAGUAGAAGGGUGUGGGGAGAGGAGAGGGUGUGGGGAGAGGAGACACAGGGCAGCCAUCUGCACCUGCUUCCCUGGCCGGGAGGGAGGAAACAUCUGCUGGAGUGUGUCAGAGGCCACCUGUUGGACUGUGUCCUGGUCCUGGCAUGGGGAAACACUGCAGCCUUUAGCUGCUGGAGCUCUCCAGUCCACACUGCUGUAGGCUGGCUGGCUGGUUGGCUAACUGCCCAGAGCGCAGGCUGAGGAACAGAGUAGGACAGAGCUUCUUACUGUUACUGGAAGCCUGGUCCUGGUUCUAUCCAGUUACGGCUGAACCAUCCAAAACACAGUCAUCACUCAGCCUGCCUCAUUCCUCUGCUCCUCUCAGACGUGUUGUCUAAGGAGAGCUGUUGAAGCUUAAGGAGAUACAAAACUCCUCCCAUUUCCCUCAUACCCUGGAGAGGAACCUACCACCUAUUGGUCGGCACACAUCUCAUUCGUUUAUUGACUGUAAGUAUUGCAAGAAUGUGGUGUGUGACAACCAAGUUAUCUCUUCAGUUUUGUUGUAAAUGUAACCUAUUGUUUGUAUUUAUACAUUUGACAUUUUAGUCAUUUAGCAGACGCUCUUAUCCAGAGCGACUUACAGUUAGUGCAUACAUUGUUUUUUUAAUUUUCAUACUGGCCCCCCGUGGGAAUCGAACCCACAACCCUGGCGUUGCAAAUGCCAUGCUCUACCAACUGAGCUACCUCCCUGCCGGCCAUUCCCUCCCCUACCCUAGACGACUCUGGGCCAAUUGUGCGCCGCCCCAUUGGUCUCCCGGUUGCGGCCGGCUACAGCAGAGCCUGGAUUCGAACCAGGAUCUCUAGUGGCACAGCUAGCACUGCGAUGCAGUGCCUUAGACCACUGCGCCACACUGUAACUAAGUGUUUAAUUGACUGCUAAUUGAAUAGAAUUUGAUUAAGUAGAUUCCCCUUUAUCCAUGUACUCAUUCCUGUUAUUGACAUUGUUUCUGUUUCCUUUAGUAAAACCAUUGACAAAACUAUAUUUUAUCACCUGUCAGCUGUGACAUUUGAAGCCUUCAAACCUGUGCUAAAUAAAAGGUAAAAAGGCUACCAUUUCCUUGUACUCUUACGGCCAACCGGCUUCCCAAGUGGCCAAAGCAGCCUACCAAGAGGACUACCAAACGGCCUAACAUAUGGCCAACCAAAUGGCCUACCAAGUGGCCACUCCACCCUACCAAGCGGCCAUCCCGGCCUCAACCCAGGCCAUCCAGGCCCCAACACAGGCCUAACCAAGCAGCCAACCCUAACCCCCCCAACAAACCUGUUCUAAAUAAAAGGUCAAAGGGCUACCCUCUCCUUGUGUUCUUGUAAACAUACCCAUUGUGUUGCCUCCCACCCAUCCUAUCUAGUUUCUUUGAGAUAUUGUUCAUGUCUUUUCUCUUGACAACAUGUCAGUGGCAUAGUUAAUAUACAGUAUUUUGGCUUCAAACACAUAUCUUUGGUUCUAGUAUGAAUGGACAAAGUACAGCAGAGAACAAUCAUACAAAGAGCAUAUGAUUUCCCAGAAGUGAGAGAGAAAGAAGGAGGAAGCUAAAUCAUCUUACUUUGACACCUUUUAUUCAAGUCACUGCACAUCAAGAAUGCAUGCAGAGUAUGUGUGAAGGUGGGUAAAAACAUGACAUCAAUGCUCUUCCUGGCUAUUCUUUGCAAGCUUGAAAGAUUUAAUUAAGAGAUAACUGAGAAAUGUCCCUAAGGCACACAACAGAGUUCAUGGGUAUUUGAGGACAAUUGAAUGUGUGUGUGUGUGUGUGUGCGCAUGUGGGCUUUUCCUCUUGACUUAUAUUCAGGCUAAUUAGUAUGUCCUAAUAAUAAGGAAUAUUAAGUAAUUGUGGGUAUAGAGCCAUAGGGAAGUAGUUUGGGGGUGGGGGUGCUGCGUAUUAUAUAUAUAUAAAUAUUUUUGUAUUGUAUUUUCAGGGGGGAGUCCGGCUUUAAACUUACUCUUGAAAGUUGUAAUAGUAGAAUGCACAAGGUGCAAUUUCGAAAUUGGGAAGUGCAUCAUCCGUUCCUCUUGUCAUGUUAGUCAUUGCAUACCUUAGAGAGCUAUUUAUAACUGUCCAGAUCAACUAGCCCAUGUCAGCUAACAUUUUAAUGUUUAGGGUUUUUAGCCCAUAGAUAUUGUUGUAAGUUUUUUGUCACUCAAAUAUCAUAUGAAUACACAUUAGACAUGGCAAAAUAUAUAGAAUUGCAAGAAAAUUAGCUUUAAAAUGGCUAAAUGUUCUUUGCACCCCAUGACAAAACGUGUAGAAUUGCAGGAAAUAAGCUUUAAAUCUGCAAAAUUCUCUCCACCAACAAGAGCGGUGUGAACAGUUUGUCAUGAACAGUGCUUGUGUACAUAGAAAUAGACGUGGCGUGUGCGCGUGUAGGGGGGGGGGGGGGCUUGGGAUAUUCCCCAAUGCUGGAAGGAGGGCUGAGUUAAAACUUUUGGGAACCCCUGAGCUAAUACAGCACUAUUAAAGGCCCAGUGCACUACUUCUGUGAAAAAAUUAUUGUUUCAUUUAUUUAUUUAUGUAUUUUUUAUUAAUAUAUUUUUUUAUUCUGAUUUUUCAGGGGAUGCUGCAGCUCCCUCAGCACCCCUACUUCCCGCGGCUAUGUACAGAGCUGAACCCAGGGGUCCUGCAACAUAAACAGUAGAGGGUGCUGAUAGACACUGUUUCUCUACUUAUGUGUAAGACUAACUGGCUACUCAGGUGUCCUGUACCUGCAUCUUAGACCACUCUCCACGUACUCUGGACAGCAAUGUCUUGUAAUUAUUAAUAUUGAUAAUUGAUUCAAGCCACUUAUAUAAUGUCAGACUAUUUUUGCAACAACCAACCAUUGCACUGUAACUUUGACUUUAUUCUGUAGCAACAUAAGCAAGCAUCGUUUGUAAAUAGAAAUAGUCCGGUAUAAAAACUGUAGCCUGACCUUGAAAAGGAAAAUUAUUAAAAUAUAUGUGAAGAUAAACGAUGUUUUCUGAUCAUAACCUUAUCAAACUCGGGCAUCAUUUGUAUGACACUCUGCCCCCGCCUCUAUGGUUGUCUCGUGGCGGUUCCUCAACAACUGUUUGAACCAAGACUGUGAAUGGCUUGUUUAGCUGUCAAUCAAAGAGUCAUCACCGGGCUUGGCUUCAGCCUUCAAACCGAUCGCUUGCCUUGCUGUUGAGUGAUUCGAACGGUGGGGGAAAGUCGUGUGUCUGGACCAGCAGUACGCUGCCUUGGGUGUCCCUAGUACGCAUCUUAUGUUACUCUUCAUUCGGAGAUAUAGUAGGGAAUAGAUCACGCUUUCACAUCGUGCAUGCUAGGAGAAAACGAUACAUCGCCGUUCAACGGCAGUUUCUGUGAAAUAAAUACAUUUUUCCUAAUGGUAGCCUACACUAAUCAAACGGAGACAUGUGGAAUUGUAUGGGGAUUUCGAAUUGCCUGUCAGUAGUGUGUCUUCUUCUGACCGUGUGGACUGAGGUGAGAACUUUUUUUAUUUUAAUAUUGUCAGAUCAAAUUAAUUGAUCGGCAGUUGGGCGAGUGGCUCAUGCAGACGAGGUCUUAUUCAUUUUGUAAAUUCAAUUUUUUAGAAUUCCACUUCUAAUUAAAUUACGUCGUCGACAGUUAAAUCAUGUGAUCUUGGAAUUUCUAGUUUGGAGCGUCGUUAUGGAUGAAUUCGUUUUGCAUUCUUCUUGCACUGAGUCAUUGCAAUCAGCGCAAUGUAUCGACAGUGUUCAUACCUGGGUUAUAAUUUAUAAUAUAGGUAUUAUCAAUCAGCUUUCAUGGGUAAAAAUUAGAUAUUUUAAAAAACAUACAUUUCUUGUAUAAAGCAACGUUAAUAAUAUUAAAUAAUUAUAAAUUAAAAACACAAAUCUCCCAAAACCUCUCCACUUACUAGAAAUGUGCAAGUGGAUCUAAAACCACUUUGUUGAUAGCCUACUCAGCCUGAAACAACUAAACAUUUUGAAAAAAUGUAAUGUUCAAGUGUGCAACAUGCUUAAUCUACUGCGCUUCAUGUAUUUAUUUUCUAUUCAAAUGUUAUUAAUAGGUGUCCCAGUCCUCAGGCUAUUUUGAGCUGCAGCUGAUUGCGGUACAGAACGCAAAUGGUGAGUUGUCGGACGGGGACUGCUGCGACGGCGAAAGGAACACGCAGGAUCUCCGAUGUAGCAGCGAUGAGUGUGAUACGUACUUCAGAGUGUGUCUAAAGGAAUACCAAACGGAGGUCACGACCACGGGAUUGUGCAUCUAUGGAACUGGAUCUACUAACGUUAUCGGCGGAAAUAGUUUUCAAUUUAAGAGCGCCAAAAACAAUCAAAACCGAAUCAACGAUGGUGGAAAGAUCGUCAUCCCAUUCCAGUUCGCUUGGCCGGUAAGUUGACGAUACUUCAUUAUUACAGCUGUUGAUCCACUGCAUAAGGCCUGCUAUUAUUCAUUGACUCAUUAAUAGUCAAAUAUAGUCACUAGUCGAGUCCUAACCGGAUGAGGCUGUGAGCUUGGCAUCUUUAUUGCCAGUGUCCACUUGGCCACUUUGGAGACCACCUCUACGUGUAAGAAUUGUCUGUGCGUAAUAAGGUGGUAAAUGUUUUUAUCAUGUACAAAGUAAUGGUAGGAAUGGCCUGCACAUCAUGUCUAAUGUCAUUGUUAGAGCUCAGUUGGUAUUCGGCCUAGUGCAUUCCAGAUAAUCGCACAUGAUGCGCAUAAACCGGUGUUUAUUUUACGCAGCACGAAUGUCAAGAACACAUACACAUUUUACUCGUAGCAAAUUACAUGUAUUAACUUUGGUUUUGCUUUGGUUCUGUAAGUCAAUGGAUACACGCCUUUCUCCUAAGGUCUGAAAAUCGAAAUUGCCGACACAGUACAAUUGCGCGCAGGGUGGUUGCAAUCAUUCAUUGGUGCAUCAUCACAGUAACCUAGUAAUAAAUAAUAUGCAAUCAUAUUUUUGGCUGGUUCUACCCAACAGAGAUGGGCCUACAGUCCAGCACAUAGACAUGGAAACUCGCAAUGCAUCAAAGUGAUGUUGAACAAAUACCUCUCUUCAUAAACAAAAUGACUUGGCUCAUUUUGGAAAUGUGAGGAUUGUUGUAUGGUUGGUUGGCUGUGUGACCUAUCCAUUCAUCAGUCCUCAUGGUCAGCUGUCAGCGGGAGGGAAAGAUGGAAGUUGUAACCUGGGGCCCUUGGCAGAUACAAUUACCACUAAGUUGUGUGUGACAUAGGGAGUGGAUAUCAGUGUCACCACUACUCAAACAAGCGAAAAUCCCAGAAGAUCCCUAUCCAUCUGAGCUAGGGGAUGCCUUUACUUCUGGCCUCUCAGGUUCACUGGUCUGUCCAUUAUUGGGUCAUUGUCUCUCUAUUCAGCGGGUCAGUAUUAUUCUCUAUGUAUACAGAACAAAAGAGAAGAUUGUGGAGCUGAGAGAACCCUUUUAAGUUUUCCAUUGUUGUGAUUGGCCAGUCAAGGGUAUAUUAGUGGAUGUGCUCUUCAAUGUUCAGACAUUGGUCUCAAAAUAGUUUUAAAAGUCCAGAAGAAGGUAAUGUUCUCUCCCAUUAACUACUGUAACUGUUGGUUUAGUGUAGCAGCAUGUCAUAACCAUUCAAGUGUUGUGUACUUUUAGUGUUGGUCCUGAAACCACCAGGGUGUGCUGAGCUGGCCAGGUAGUAUUUCCUGUGUGGAUGAGGAGGUGACUUUGGUUACUGCAGAGUGGGGGUGUUUUGAGACCACCAGUAGGGCACCAGCAGUAGCCUCACACUCCCAACACUACAUGACAGCUGCAUUUGGUUUGAUGCUUGCUGUCAGAUGUUUGGAGACCCCUAAUAGUUUGUGUGUCCCCCCUCUUUCCACAUUUAUUUUUACACAAACAAUAAUAGCUUCCCAGUUUACUUUCAAAGCAAAUGACAGACAUUUGUAGUAAACAGCAUGUACAGCAUACUGGAAGGCCUAUUUUGUUGACUGAUAACCCUAAUAGAGUUCAUAUUAUCAAGGCAUGCCCUGUAGACUAUGAUGGCAUCACCGGUUGGUCAGAAUAUCUAGGCCACUAGCUCCUGACAUGAAUUAAAGAGAAAAAAGCUUUUGUUCUGUCACUCAAUGAUCAUUUCUUCUUCAUGAUUAACCCCUCAGGCUGUUUGGGUCUUUAGUGACAUAUUUCUCAUGAAAUGGAGUGAGGGAGAGAUGGAUGCUUGUAAAGAGAGAGGCUGCCUCUUCUCUUCCCUCUGUGAGGAUUCUGUCACAAGGGAGAUAUAUUUUUAGGAGCCAUCCGGCUCUUCAGAGUCACUUAAGACUCAAUGUUUGACUCCAGGAGAAAAACACCCAUUUAAUUUAAUUUGUUCCCUGCUCCUCCUUAUUCUCCGAUGUGUGUUAUAUUGAGAGGCAAUCUGUCCUCCCAUCACCCCUAUGGGAGUAAAUCAAAUGGAUGAGGGGCUGUUACUCUCCCCAUCUAUCCCUAGCCAUAUUUCUUAUUUCACUGUGAGACUCUGUCAGCUUUGAUCAGGCUGUGCUUGGGUGCUCCAGAGGUAGAACUUCAGCUUGGCCACAAGGAUGACCUUUUCCUUUUUGUCUUGUUAACUAUCAUGUCGUAAAGUGGUGCAUAACUCAUGCGUAAUAACAUGACACUGAUGAUUGGAAAUAUCACUGAACUCAAAGUGAGAGACCCUUGUUUGGCGAGGAUGAUGAUACAUAGGUGCAUAAGCUUAACGUCUCUGGUUUCUUGGUACUGGUGCUGAUGCUUAGCAUGUUAUUACACAGCCAGUUAGUUUCAUUUCCACUUGCCUCCAGUACCUGUUCACAUGGUUGGUGGAGUUCAGCUGGAGCCAGCCAGCCCACCAGGCCAGGAGGACUACAGCAAAGCCCCCAUCCCUCCCUCCCUCCCUCUGCUGCUUUGUGUUCAGGGCUAAUUAAAUCCUAGACUUUAUGGAUAUCAUUAACUGAGACCUCCCUCUACACACUGCAGCUCUCUCUCCCAAUACCUGACAUCAGCAGCUGCCCACUGUAAUAUCAUUGUAUGGCUUUUUUUAUGCAUCUCUGUCUUAUACUUUGGUGGUCAAAUAUGAUGAUAAUUUGUUUUCAGGUUGUAUUUGUGAUUGUUAAAUGGUUAGGAACUCAGGAAGGCUGUUGUAACACUGCUCUCUCCUCUGGGGUGAAGCGGGUGAGGGUUCAUCCACAUCAGGAUUUCUCAACGAUUACAACAUCUAGAGCCUGUGUCUCAGUUAGUAGCCUUGUUACUCAACCCUUGUUGUUGUUGUAGGGAAGUGAGGGAACCCCGGUACAUUCUGGAUUUCACUCCAAUUUAACAUCCAACAGUCGUCAUCAGGCCGUUUGUGUGUGUGUGCGCUAAUUGCGUGAGAGCCUCACAAUUUGCCAAUCCAGCGUACAUUAAUAAAUGUUCAGUCUUAUCAUUGACAUGCAAGAAUAGGCCUACAUGCAGUGAUUCCCAGUGAUCAGGGUCUUAAACUCAUGCUCUGCUGAGUUUGCUCUGCUGUGCUGAAUAAGUGGGGUUUUCCCAACACAAAAUAUCAGUUUUCUGAGCCCUUGGAGAAAAGGAGGCUUCCCCUUUGUCACUGAGCCUUUCAGGCCAAACAAUGAGUUUAUUCCUCUGCUUUUGUUUGCAUGUAUUGUGUUAUUUAUAAAAACAAGUGGAGAGAUGGAGAAAGACAGAGAGAGAGAGAGAGAGGAUGGGAAAAUGUCAGGAGUGGAUUGGAGAGCGUUUACAUAAGGCCUCUCUUGUGUUGCACUCCGAAGUAGGCCUGUGACAUAUCUUGUGUUCAACGCCUCACGCUGGUGUUGGGUUUCCUUUUUGAAGUGAGAGGCUGUUGGCAAUGGACGCUGACUUAUUCCUGGAUUGGUGACCAUUACAAGGUCCUGGGGAAACUAAAGACAAUGCUGUUCUGUGGAGAGGGACAGCAGUUCUAAUACAGGUAGUGUGUGUCACAGAGAUUGAGGGUAUGUCAGGCUUAGUCUUUAUCAGGAUAUUAUCAUGGGCACUCGCUACUUGGUUCAUAGACUGUAUGUGGAGUUUGAGCAUGCUGCCAUUCUCCAGAAGUUCUCAUUGCUUGUCAUCUUGGUGUCAGAAUAAUCUGAAAUGUUAGAUUGAAAAGAGAUGUGUGUUAAUCACUUGAGGAUAACAAAAAUAAGUUACAUUAAAAAAAUGUUUUUCCUGUUAAUGUUAAUAAAUUGUGAAAGUUAACCUAAGACCUACUGUACAAUGUGGAAAGCUCUUUUCUAAUGUGGCCGAAGAAGACCCUGUGAAAUAGAGUUUCAACAGCUUGGCUGGGAACAAUGAACUGGCUCAUUUUGGUCUUCAAUGGACACCCAGCAAUAAAAGGCUUGAUUAGAUUUGUUUUGAUUUGCGGAAUGAGUAGCCUGUGUAUGAGUAUCCUGUGGAGGCUGUUGGUUAGGAGAGGCCUUCCUUAGAGCAGGGCUUUUCUGUUAAUAAUGUGCUAAAUAAGACAGCCUCACUGUACCCUACUGGGUCCUACAUGUUUUAUUCAUUUCAAUAUCUUAACAGGUGUGAGAUGACAGGUGUUGCUGUUUUUCCCCCUCUCAUCUCAAUUCUACUAAAGUCGUUAAUUGGGUGUUAAAAUGAUGUUGGGCAUACUUUCUGUGAAACCAUAUUGCUAUUAGUGUUAAAAGAUAAUGUUGAGUUGAGUCAUUUUGAUGUAGAAGACCCCUAGUUAAAGCAGCACCUGUGUGUUUGCAGUGUGUUAGGACACAGGCGAUUGAAGGGGGACAGUCAUUUAUUCAUUGAACACGUGAAGGCAGUGAGGAGUGGGCUAAUGAAAACUCAAAUCCCUCUGACUCUUAUAAAUUGGCUGGGAGGUGUCAAGUAUCUAGUGCUACGUCUGCUGCCCCUGCCUGGUCCAUCAGGUUACACUACAGACACCCCACAGCCCCACCCUCUGCUCCAGCCUCUCCCAGCCUCCAGCCUCUCCUCAAGGACACAUACACACAGGGAGCCCAUCAAUUCUGUCUGGAAGUCAGUCAUUGUGACAUUUCAGAUUGAUUAAAGGAAGAUUGAUUAAGAUAUUACACUGUUAUUAUCCCUUAUUAUCAUCCCUUCUCCAGCCUCAUAAAUCAUAGCCAGUCAUAUUUGACUGACAGGGGAAGGAAGAGAAUGGGAGGCGGUAGUCUGAUUUGUCACUCACAGCCAAACCUUGUUUUCCUGCCAGAGUUAUUGGAGCCUGGCCGGGCCAGUAGAAGUGGGGAGGCUGGGGAGGCAGGGCUGGGGAGGCAGGGGAGGCUGGGCAGGCUGGGGAGGCAGGGGAGGACAGCAGAGGGGCACGGAGGCAGCCUCUCUUUGUGUCACACCCUCCAUUGUGUGAUUUCAUUUAGCUCUGAUGGUGGUAGAUGGAGUAUUAUGAUGUAUUGUAGACUGAGUAAUACAUCACCGACUAUGGUGAUGGGCGGUUGUAGGUGGCUCAGGUCUUGACCUUUGUGUACUCUGUGGCAGUGUGAAAGACACAUGCCUGUGGUCAGAAUGUGCCUCCUCAUCCUCUCUUUAUGAUGAAGGGGGACUGUGUCAUAAGUCACUUCUGGGGGGGCGGGAGAUCAAGGACUGGAACGAGACUCCUCUGCCUUCCACAUACUCAGCAGUUUAACAUUCUUAGAAUCCAAAUUACAGAAAUGUUUUGCUCCUUUUUCACCUGUUUGAAUGUUCUCAUUUUAAGUCAAUGGAGAUUUUUGGUGAGCUUAGGUCAGCUUUGUUUCGCUAGGUGUGGGUGUGCUAGGUGUUUUUUAGGUUGACCUCAUAAAAGGUUUCUCUGUAAAAUGACAGACCAAAGUCUACAACUCCCCUCCCGUCUAAUCUGACCAGUGUAUAAUCUACCUUUCCAACCUGGACCUGGGGCAUGGGAACUCACAUCUGCUGGACUGGCCCCUGACACUUGACAGAAAGCCAACUCCUUUCUGGCUUUGGUGUACUGAUACCCAAAUAACUCCCCAGGAGUUUCAGUUGAAGAAAGCCUGCUGCUGUUAGAUUUUGUAUUGUGUCAGUAUGUGUGUACCUUUCAAGGAAAUGAUAUCACUGUACAAUAAGUACAUCAGCGAGUCUUGAGCUAACAGCCUAAUCACCUGUGUUGUAUUGGAAUGUGUUCGGUGCCAGUCGGUGGUUCAAAGUAGAUGUUUAUCCCCACAGUAGUUGCACUUGUUAACUACCCUCAGGCUGAUAUCCAGCUAAUCAGUGACAUCAGUGUGGGAACCAGAGUUAUUUUCCCACCAGCAGCAUCCACAUUUACUCACAAACUGUGUGUCAUCAUCAUCAUCAUCAUCAUCAUCAUGUGUUCCUUAUGUAAUGCAUUCCACAUUCUGUAGGAAUUUGCAUGUGUCCGUGACUGUGUCUGUCUGUGUGUCUGUCUGUGUCAGUGUGUGGGGAGUAUGAACUCUAAUAACCCCCUGAUGAUCCCCUGUGUGUCUCUCUUCCAGGGGGCGUACACUCUGAUCGUGGAAGCGUGGGACUGGGACAAUGGUACACAUAGCAGCAGUGGUAAGUACAGUACACUUCAGCUUUCCAGGUAUUUACUACGACAUGAAAGGAGAGCCGGCCAGGCCUCAGUGUCUCCCAUGAAAAUAUGUCGUUAGGGGUGAGGGACGUAUUUAGAAGUGACAGAAGGGUUCUACACUAACUUUUUCCACUGGUGGCACUGGUUUUCCACUGGUGGCACCAGCACAUGAUUUGGUGGCACCAACUAUUUAUAUAUGUUUUUUUUACAUAUACCUGGUCUGUGUUCCAUAAUGUGCCUGCAUUUCAAACAGAACCAGGCUAAUAAUGACUAGCCAUCUUUUAAAUUAGCACCCGAUGAAGUCUGUCCAUGUGGUAGCUAAGUCAGUCUCGCCAUUUCCAAUGUUGUUUUAAAAUGAGAAAGCGACCUAAAACCGUGUUCCCUUUGUAAUGGAACACUUUGUAUGGAAAACCAAGUUGAAGCCAACAUUCGAUGUUGUCUUACUCAUAAUAACUGCACAUAGUUUUACCGAAACAAGCGCAACCAUCAAACUAGCUCAACACCCUUCAAUUGAAACAUUGGGAAACAAACGAAAGCUCUUACAUCUCUCAUAAAAACUGAUCAGAAAUGAAAUCACGGAAUAAUUAUAUUGGAGCAGUAGAAUUUCAAAAUCGGCUACCAUAACUUCAAUGACUUUUCAAGGACCAAAGAGAGGCGAGAUCAAUGGCUGACGUAACCUGACAAGGGCUUUGUGUUUUUCCCCCCGGUAAACAUGCGAUACACACCAAUCCAAGAUUCUGUAACACACUCCUGUUUUCAGUGCUGCAUAACUUAGCCUUGAGAGUCAGCUCUAGAUAUUCACAGGAACAAUGCAUCUUCACACAAAGAAGCUUCAUAGCAGCACAAGAGGAAGAAAAGUCCCCAAUGCAAAGCCCUGGCUCUAGAUUAAAAUGGACUGUCAAUUUGAGCUGCCAUAGACCAACCACAGCAAACAGACCCAUACAACAACCAGCUCACCUCUCUGUCUCAGUGUUUGACCCCUCAACAUGCAUGUGCACUAUGUCAGGUCAGUCUGUCAGCUGUCAUCCCUCCACUUUCAACUCAGCUCACUUUUAGUGGUGGUAAGUGAGCACAUCAAACCUUUGUCCCUAUACGUCACAAGGAUUUAUAACACAUGUUUAAUCUGUUGAUCUACACAGUCAUUGUCUGAGAUGCUGUGCAUUCCUAUGCUGCAGGCUGGCCAUUCAUAUUGCCAGGCAAGUUCCCGCCCUGCUGGCCUAAGGGACGGACUCACUGGGAGACUGUUUAUGCUUCAUGUCCAUGUCUCUCUAUAAAACCUGUGAGCACAUCAUCUCGUUAAGCCAUUCAUUAUGGACCACAACUUUUUUCUUUCCACUGAUGUCUGUCUGCUAAUUACCGUCCCAGCAGCUGCUGUGCUACUGCACGCCACUUCAUUAUCGCAGCCUGGACACUGACAGGCAGCCUUGACACUCUGACAGUCCUACUGCUGCUAAAUUAGCCUGGACACUGACAGGCAGCCUGUUACAGGGACUAGAGGUCUUCAAGGGUCCAAAAAGUUGGACCCGUUCUGAAAGGGAUCCGUGGCUUUCCCACCCGACCCAAUAUGCAUAAAUAAUAUUUUUUUAAACGGAGACCCGUUCCGGACCCACGGACAGUCAGACCUGUUCUGAAAAGCCCUGUGGAAAAGCAGACCCAAACAGACCAGUGCUGGUUCGGAUCCGAGAGACCCGUUCAGAUCUGAGAGUAGAGAGAGAGAAAGAAACCCCCGACUCGGCGCUGCCAGUGGCAUCAAUAAACGAGUGAUAUUGGCCAAAUGAUCCACAAUUACUUACGUGUCCUUAAAAACUGCCUAUAACAAAUGACCAAAAAAAACGAUUAAUUGUGUUUCGAUGUGUAGCAUAUUAAAAACUGUAUAGCCUAUUGUUUGAUUGAUUUUUAAUUUCCUAAACAAGAAUUGUCCACCUCACGGAUCAGCUGUCAGAGAUUUGAGCACUAAAUGCAUAAAGGCCUAUAGGCCUAGGCCUAUGAUAUGAAUAUUAAAAAAAUAAAUAUAAAGGAAGAGAAGCUUAGGCCUAGCGAGACUGGAGAGACUGAGAGAAAGAUAGAGAUAUAACGGCGCCAUGUUCCUGACACCAACAUGCAUUCUUUAUCCUUUUCAGAUAGGCUACUAUCAUACAGAAGGAGGCUAAUUCAUACAUUUUCUAUCAGAAUAUUGUUUAUAAAGAUAAGCAUUAUAUUGUUAAACUAAAGGAGUAACUCUGGUAGGCCUAAAACAUUAUUCCUCACCAAGUUAAACUGUCGUAGAGAGUUGGAGCGCCGGUGCGCACUGCCUUCAUAGGCCUGCAGUAGCUAAGACUAAUAAUAGCCAUACCAACCUUCACAAAAGUUUCGUAACUUUAUUAGGGUAAUAUCAAAAGUAAGUCAAGUCAUUGUUUAUCGGGAAAAUAUGAGCAGGUUAUUGUAUUGCGGUGUUAAAUUUAGUUUUGCAUCUUGCCUUCUUUUUCCUUUCCAUGGUUAGAGUGCGAGGAGCCCUAUAUAGGCCUACCAGUAGUUCUAUUAUAUUGCGGCAAACACAACAUUACAGUAGGAACUUAAUUUGGCCAAUGAAAAUGGCUUAACAGAAUUAAACAAAACACUUGCUGCAUAUUUAAACUGACCUUGUUUAAACUUUCACAAAAGUUUUGAAGUUUUGAACAGGCUAUUGCAGGAAUUGCCAACAAAGGCGAGCUCCUACCGUAUGCCUACCCAACAAAUGACAGCAAUAGGCUAAUGAUAUUUAUUUUACAACAGGCCUACUUUUAACCUAUCUUAAACUAAAUAUAGAGCACAAAAUUAAAAAGACAGUUCGAACUUAAUUUAGCCAACGAAAUGAAACAAAACACUUUUUGCAUAUUCAAAGAACUGGUUUAGAUUCUUAAAUAGGCCUACAAUAAUAAUAAUGAUAUACAAUAAUAAUAAUAAUGAUAAAACAAAUUAGAAUAAAUACGAAAAUAAAUAACUAAAGUUAGAAAAUUGCAUCAAACCUGAAUAGUGAGUUGCACACAGUCCAUUUGGCCGCGCGCCAACCUUCUUCUCAUCUUUGUCCACCCACGGAGGACAUUCCCCUUGUCGGCUUCUUUUCACUGUACACUUUCUCCUCUAACGCUUGUGUUACUUCAAUGAAAAAGGCCUCUAUCUUCGCAAUCAACAGUAGCCAAGGCCAAGGCUCCUUUCACUCACUCUCGCUCACUCUCCUCAGCAGCAGGCGCAUGUGAGGUGAGUGGCCGGAACCAGUUUCAGCGGGACAUAAGCUAAACAUUUUAUUGAGUUGCAAUUGGCUGACACAGAAAACAAGCUUGCAACGUUCUCAUCACCUCACACAUUAAAUUAACAGAGGACGGGUCUAGUCGGUAAAUCAAUUUUAAUUGCACAUACCGAGACCCUUAGCAAUUAUAUGAGACCCAGCCCAAAUCCGAGACAAAAGUCAGAAUUAGGACCCGGACCCAGACCCGCUCAGAUCCCUGGUUGGAUCUUGGAAUUUUGGGUCUGUUGGACCCAUAAAGACCUCUACUCUGGACUGCUGCUGAGCCUGGAAACACUGAUAAGACAGGCAGCCUGGACUGCUGCUGAUGUAGUCCGCAGCGUGGCUGUGAACUGUAUUGGUUUGAGAGCACUGUAUUGGUUUGUAACAACUUCUAUUUUUUAAGCCUGGGCAGUGAGCAGUGGGUUGGAUAGGGCAGUGGGUUGGAUAGGGCAGUGGGCUGAAUAGGGCAGUGGGUUGGAUAGGACAGUGGGCUGAAUAGGGCAGUGGGGCCAGUGGGUUGGGUAGGGCAGUGGGCUGAAUAGGGCAGUAGGGCCAGUGGGUUGGAUAGGGCAGUGGGCUGAAUAGGGCAGUGGGUUGGAUAGGGCACUGGGUUGGAUAGGGCACUGGGUUGGAUAGGGCAGUGAUCUGAAUAGGGUAGUGGGGGCAGUGGGUUGGAUAGGGCUCAGGAAAAAUAGUCUAUGUUAGGGCUGUUUAUCCUCCAGGAAGCCCCAGCGACUGGCUCUGUGUUUAAACACUAAACAGACAGGCUGCACCAUUGUUUCUUUAUUAGGUGGUGGCAUGGCUAUUAGUGUUAGUGUUUCUUAACACACAGUUUAACAUCAUCAGAGAACAAUAGAGGGGAUGGAUAAAUCGAAUAUGGUCAGUUGGCUGCUAUCAGGAGUACCGGUAAAAUACUUUUAGAAAAGGUUGUCUUGAGGAGUAUCUUGUUAAUCAGUUAAUGAGUGAGCUAAUGUUACUUGACUACUAACGUUGUGUCCAUAUCUAAGUUUAGCAUGCUGAAAACAGCCUGACAACAGACAUUGGCUUACGACAACCAUGCCACUAGUCACGCACGACUAAAUUAUCUUGGCUGUUUGAAAACAGACAAUUAUGUCGCUCUUGACUUGGUCAAAUGCUCGUUGUUGAAGCCCCCUCAUUGUUUGUGUAAGCCUGUGUUGUAGUCACCACACACACCCCUCCGCCUGCUCUCCCUAGUAACAGCGGCCUCUCUCUGAGUGUCUCCUUCACCGCUGAGAGAGCCCAUGAUUGGUCUGUAUUUUUAUAUCUAAUUGCUGGAAAUGAGCAGAGUGAGUGCUUGAGUUUUCAGGUGGCAGAGAGGGACUGAUAAUCUGUGCCAGUGUGUUAACUCGCAGUAAAAUUUAGAAAAUCAGGACAGCAAGUGAAUAUUUUACCAGUUUUCAGUGUUUUUUAACUUCUUUAUCAAGAGCAAACUUUGGAAGUAAGCGCGGCUGCCUGGACUUUGUAGUAAGUAAGAUAGAAAGAGAUAAUAAAAUAGUAAUAUCUGCAUAACUGAAGGUAGGCUAUACAGAAUCCAUCUAAUGACGAGGCCUAGAAUUCCUUAGAGUCCUGACUACCUGUCCAAUAUCAGCCCACCAUCCAACUAGGGGAGAGGACCUGUUGUUUGGCCCCUCUUCAGUGCCCAGUCCUGGGCUGUGGAUGUGGCUGCAGCAGCCAAGCCAGUUGGAUCAUGGUGUUUCUGUUCCUUGAGAAAAAGCUAAAGGCCCUUUCCUAUGUCGCCCUUCCUCGUCUGUUCCCGUCUCGUAUUAUUUCCUCCCUGGCUCCGAAGGAGUCAGAGCUGGAUUUCCUGAGAAAGGGGAGAGAGGGACAAAACGCAUUUCACAAGCAGGAAAACUUAAAAAAGCAUUUGGUUAUCAAGCUCCUGCAGCCCUGGCCCUACACCCUCUAUUUGGGUUUAUUUUCCUUCUUCGUUUUUCUGUCAUGCUCUUGAAAACAGAGGUGGUGUUUGACCUUGCGUCACCCUCACUGAUCUCCAGCAGCAGAUAAACAACAGUGUUCUGUCAGAUGAGUUUCUCUCCUGCUUCUAGACACUACUAGGACUUGUACUGAGGCAUACGGGUUCUAACAUUGAAUAAGGGGCUAGCCGGAAUCCCCCUUUUGACUAUUAAGUUGUAUGCAUGUUGUCAAGUGUCCAUUAAAGAAUGAUGAUCAAAUCUCUUGGUUUUUGUUUGUUCAUGCAGGUGAGGAUCUGUUGAUUGAGCGAAGUGUCCGUAAAGGAAUGAUCAACCCUGGAGAUGACAGACAGACUAUCCAACACAACGGUCCUACAGCCAACUUUGAGUACAGCAUCCGCAUGCGCUGUGACGAGAACUACUAUGGCAGCAAGUGCAACAAGCAGUGCCGGCCACGCGAUGACGGGCAUGGCCACUACGUGUGUGACCAGUUUGGGAAUAGAGGAUGUAUGGAGGGCUGGAUGGGGACCUACUGUACAACUGGUGAGUAGGGGAGCAGCCUACACAGUGAAACUAAUCCUUAGAUAUCCCUCUAAUGAUAUUAGGAAUAAAUGUGUGAAUCCUUUUGUCAAUGUUUCACAGCUAUCUGCAAGCAGGGCUGCAACCUGCUGCAAGGGUCCUGCAGUGCCCCAGGAGAAUGCACGUGAGUCUGGGUUAACCUCUUAAGGAUCUGACCCUUUUUUUCAAUUUUCGCCUAAAAUGACAUACCCAAAUCUUACUCAGGACCUGAAGCAAGGAUAUGCAUAUUCUUCAUACCAUUUGAAAGGAAACACGUUGAAGUUUGUGGAAAUGUGAAAUUAAUAUAGGAGAAUAUAACACAUUAGAUCUGGUAAAAGCUUAUCAUUAGCUUAUACACUAACUUUCACACAUCUAGAUGGCCUGGCGGGGUGGGUGUGGAGCCAGAGACAGCAGGGGUUCAAACUGUAGAACCCAGUUCCUACAUUUGAAUAUAAAAAUUGAUUUUAUCAAACAAAACUAUGCUACAUUUUAUCUCUGGGACCCUCAGGAUGACAAAUCAGAGCAAGAUUACUGAAUGGAAGUACAUUAUUUACCUUCAGAGGUGAAUGUAUUAAACCAGUUGCCGUGAUAAGUUAUUUGUUGUUGUGCACUCUCCUCAAACAAUAGCAUGGUAUUUUUUCACUGUAAUAGCUACUGUAAAUUGGACAGUGCAGUUAGAUUAACAAUAAUUUAAGCUUUCUGCCCAUAUAAAACAUGUCUAUGUCCUGGAAAGUUUGCUGUUACUUACAACAGUCAUGCUAAUCACAUUAGCACACGUUACCUCAACCGUCCCGUAUACGUAUACGUGACACCGAUCCCGUAGAGGUUAACUUGAUUCUUUGUACCACUGUGUCCAUUGACAUCCCUUUGACAGAGAUUUGUGUCUGGAUGUAUGGGCUGGAUAAUGGGCUGGAUAAUGGGUAGGAGCUCUUUUUGAGUUCAAUGAGGAUGAUAAUGAUGACACAGGAUUGAUCGCAUACCAGAGCUUGACCCCCACAUUCCCCCCCCCCCCCCCUCCCCGUCCCACCUCUCUAUGGAACGUAGAGUGUGUUAUCCCCCCCUCCAGUCUGAUCCAGGACCUAUUGUUCUCCUUCCUGUCCCAGACCUGGCCUGUAGCUGUAGCAGCAGCCUGUUUUUCACACAGCGUUUCCUCCCCUCCUCCAUCGGUGUUUCAGGGCCCCUACUGCCCAUGUUUGCAGCCCCAAUCCCCUCUUCCUAUCCUGGGCCUGUUUUGGCUGGCACACCCCUCAUGGGAGUGUGGACUCCAUCCAGCAGCCUUAGUCACGUACAUGUUUGUCUGCACGGCUGAACCAACUAAGUAUUCCAUGUCAAAUUAUCUUGGAAGACCACCUUCUUGUGUAUCUCUCUGAUGUGGAUACUGUACCACACCUAUGGAUCUGUUCAAUAGGGAUAGCCGUGAGUAAGAGACGGGUUGGAUUUAGUUCUCAUCUCAUAAAAGAAAGCAUUUUUCAUUGAAAAUGGCUGGAGGAGUGGAACAAAGAUUUUUACAGUGGCUAAGCUAAGAGCCCUCCAUUGAUGGGUCUGUGGGCGGCAGGUAGCUUAGUGGUUAAGAGCAUUGUGCCAGUAACCGAAAGGUCGCUGGUUCUAAUCCCCGAGCCGACUAGGUGAAAAAUCUGUCAAUGUGCCCUUGAGCAAGGCACUUAACCCUAAUUGCUCAUGUAAGUCGCUCUGGAUAAGAGCGUCUGCUAAAUGACUAAAAUGUAAAAUGGUAAGGUCGUUGUUUGGUAAUGGCAAUGCCACCCUAGCCUUGUGGCCACCAUGGUCUCUCCCUGCUCCCACUGUGGCCAGGGCCUCUCAAUGCAACAUAUGGAUCCGGUCCCAUUCAAUCCGGCCGGAAUUAUUAUUUUGGGAGAAAAAAAUACUCCAGGCUACUCUUGAAUGUCUAAAACUAUGUAGAAAUUAUAAUAUUAUAAUGGACCUAUACGUUUUCAAUUAACUGCCCUUUUUCUGGCCUGCAAAUUGCUUUUGAUGAAUAAAUCGGUCAGGAAAAAUUCUGUGCGGCCCUCCACUGAAUUUUGAAAUCCCGAUCUGGCCCUCGAGCUACUGUAUACACUAAACCUCAGCACACUAACAUACAGUUUGGUAUAUAGUACCACACCACUGCAUAUUUCAGUACUUUUACACUUGUACAGUAGUAGAGUACAACACAAAGUAGUACUGCACCACGUGUUGUGUGACUGCAGUGCCGUAUACUACAGAACAUGUUAGCACACAGCACCCAGCAGUACAUUCACUCCAGUACAGUAUAUCAACUAGUAGUGUAGGGUUUGGUUGGUGUCCAUUUGCAGGAGAGUGGUCUUAAAAUAGCCCAAGGAGAGAAGUGACAGGACAGGUGGGGCAAGGUUACCGCUGGCCUUGGAAUAACAGAGUGCUGCCAUAAACCAACAGAUUAGCUAACCCUUCACCAAGGCUCCCGCUUCUAGACUACCCACCCCUCCAUCCCCGUCCCCGUCCCUUGCCCUCUAUCUAAGAUUAGGAGCCUCAGAAGGGAAGGGGUGUCACUGGUCACCUUGAUGAAGACGUUGUGUCUGGCUCCUGAUGGAGAUUAUCUUGACAUUUACAUGAACACGUACUCGUAGGUAUGUCAUGUGGUUGAUGUAGUGUAGAAGGCCUUGUCCUAUGGGUCUUGGUUCAAUUAGCUGAUCUACACCCCCUAAUGGUGUCUCUAAUCUGUCUUGCAGGUGUACGUAUGGGUGGCAGGGUCCAUUCUGUGACAACUGCCUGCCCUACCCAGGCUGUGUCCACGGGACCUGCGUCAAGCCCUGGCAGUGCAGCUGUGAGAAGAACUGGGGAGGCCUGCUGUGUGACAAAGGUGAGACAUUAGAGCAGACCAGACCUGGCCCACCGUACAUUUAACACAUUCGCUACAGUGACCCCUGACCUCACUGUAGUGUCACAGAGCACAAGGUCACCUCUUAGAGCCCCUCAGCAGCAGGUGGUCAACAGAGGUCAGUUUAGAUUGACUACUAGGAGCAGGAGAUCACUUACAGAGUUACAAGAUGGAGAGGAGGAUGGAGAGACUACAUUUAGCAAUGUGUAACAGUACAGAGGUAGGAUCUUAAUUUGAGCUAGUUUGCUACAGCAGUAAAAUAGUCCUGCAGCAACAGGAAAUGUUCAUUGUUUUGUGGAUUAUAAUUAAUGGACAUUUUUUGUAGGGGUUGAUACAUUUUUGAUUAGUGCAAAUCGAGUCUGACAUUUUGUGGAAAUUACAAACUUUAGAAGCCCUUUAAAACCUUGAAUAGACAACAAAUUCCUGCAACAACAGGAUGAACAAAUUAAGAUAUGGCAUCUGUAUGCCUUCAUGUCCGACCAUAUGAAGUCUUGUUAUAACAAUGUAUUCGAUCUGAAACAUAUUGUUUACCAUCUUAAUCCUUUAGAUGUGUUCAUAUGAGACCGUUAACAUGUAAAUGUAAUCCUUCCUAUAUCAUUCUCUCCAGAUCUGAACUACUGUGGGACGAACAAGCCGUGUAAGAACGGAGGAAGGUGUAUGAACACGGAGCCAGAUGAGUACAACUGUGCCUGUCCUGACGGCUACUCAGGCAAAAACUGUGAGAUAGGUGAGUCAGUCAUUACGCCUCAAACAACUGAUCAAAGAUCACAAAUUCAAUUCUGUCAGUGCCAAUGUCCUAGGGUUGAUAGUUUACUUGUAUAUUUUGUUGUGCAAUCCAUGUCAUCCGUCACUUUGACACAUCUCUCUCCCCAUGUCUGGCCACUUAUCUCCAGCGGAACACGCCUGUGUGUCUAACCCCUGUGCCAAUAGGGGCACCUGCCACGAGGUACCGUCUGGGUUUGAGUGCCACUGUCCUGCAGGCUGGGCAGGGCCCACCUGCGCUAAAGGUGAGUGAGUCACGAUCUUGCCCCUCCCAAAGUGUGUGUGUGCCUCCAUGUUUUUACAAAGCUGAGCCCUAACAUCACUGUGUGUGUCCCAGACAUGGAUGAGUGUGCGUCCAACCCCUGUGCUCAGGGUGGGACCUGCAUCGACAUGGAGAACGGAUUUGAGUGCCUCUGCCUCCCACAGUGGGCUGGGAAGACCUGCCAGAUAGGUAAGCCUGGAAUGGAGAGGUGGUGGGGGGGUCUGUACAUUAGCCUAUCUUUCAGACUAGAGAGUUCUGCGGGCACAGCCUCUGCCUGGGAAACUGGAGCAAAGCAUGUCCAAAUGUGGAGAAAAUUAUGUCCUGGGGAGCAUCAUUUGAGUUUGCAUGCUAAAUUCAAUUAUGUGUUUGAUUUGAAGUGAAUGUGAUAUGUUGUGAUGUGUUAUUGAAUCUUGACUUGAAAUGUUAUUGAUAUUGCCUUGUUCGAUCGUAUGCCAGGAAUCUCUGUGCUCGUCCAGUAUCAGGUUGUUUGUGUCUCUCACCCUGUUGAGCCUGUACUAGUACUAUGGCGUGGAUACUCAUUUGAAAUGGGUGCAUGCAUGUCCAUGUAGAAAGCUGGACAUGAUGUGCAACCCGAGCCAGGUGACUUAAGUAAAGCUAUAAAUAACACCUAGCCUGGCAACUGCUAGCCUUGGGGACAGAAAUAGCCUGACAGGGGGUUAUCUUUGGCUACAGACUGGGGUAAAAGGGGUUUGUACUCUAGUCUACACCAAGAGCAGAGCCUCACCCCAACACCACUAUUUAGCUCCGUGGAGUAGAAAGUGGAGCGGAAACGCUUUAUAACCUGUAAACACGCUGAGGGAGGAACACAAGCUCCAUGUCUUGUGUUACGCAGUCCGUUAUUCUCAGCGCGCAGGUGGUUCCCCUUUCAGCGAGCGAGUGGUACCUGAGAGAGGGGUGUCAGGUGUCCGCAGCCCAACAGGUGCUCCUCACUUCUGAGGUAAAGCAGUUGUGUUCUGGUCAGUCAAGGGAGAGGGUGUUAGUGACCAUCGCCUUGUGAACUGACCACUGGGAGAGCUCUGAUGUCAGAGAAUAGGUCCAUUCAGAAAUUGUGUAGGGAACUGAAAGUAAUGGUCAGGAAAGGAGGCAGAGCCAGCGAAAUGGAUGGCAAAAAAUGCAAUAAAAUUCAACUGAGUUGAGAAAGUUCUCUAAAGGCAGGUGUGUAGCCUUGCACUGUAGAGAUCUGCUUGGUGGUGGGGCUUGAAUGCUGGUUCUUAGAUCUUUCUCUGUCCUCUCUCUCUCUCUCUCUCUCUCUCUCUCUCUCUCUCUCUCUCUCUCUCUCUCUCUCUCUCUCUCUCUCAUCUCUCUCUGUCUCCACUCUGCAGACGCUAAUGAGUGUAUGGGGAAGCCUUGCCUCAAUGCUUACUCUUGCAAAAACUUGAUUGGUGGAUAUCACUGUGCCUGCUUUCGAGGAUGGGCCGGCCAGAACUGUGACAUCAGUCAGUAUCAGUCAAUCAUGUGCCUCUGUCCCCUUUGCCUGCAGCUAGCUCUGUCACCUACCUGGGCCACUGGCCACUCCGGUCUGUUCCUAUCUCAGGCUCUCAGGCUCUUUCUAGCUGCUUUAUUAUGUCCUACAAAUACUUAUCUAGAUCCAUGGAUCGUGUUUUUACAUGACUAUGAGAAGCACAUCCUGUAGAUAUAUUUGAAGGUUUUUGUCGACCUCACUGGCUUUAACUGCAUGCACUUUAACCAACAGCAUCGUGUCUUCCUGCACCUUGAGAGUUUCUUUGAAGUAUUAACCAAGUUGCACAUUCUAUGUUUUGUUUGUGUAUCACAUGCAUGCCACCCCUGCAUGUUCCCCUGUCCUAUCUGUUGACCUGUAUUAGUAAGUUAUCUCUUUUCCCCUCUACAGAUGUCAACAGCUGCCAUGGACAGUGUCAGAAUGGAGGGAUUUGCAAGGUAGGAAACUGUAUUCAAUAAGGCAAUCUAGCCACCAUGUUUGAUGCCCUCCAUUCAUAUUAUAUCUAUGGUUAACAUCAUGGGUAUGAGUGACAUAUCUUUUCCUUACGCUCCGUACAGGAGGGGCGAAGAGGCUAUGUGUGUGCCUGCUCACUGGGGUUUGUGGGCCGGCAUUGUGAGAUCCAGAGGAACAGCUGUGCCAGCGGGCCGUGUAGGAACGGGGGCAGGUGCCACACCCUGCUGGACGGCUUCAUGUGUGAGUGCCCACAUGGGUACACUGGCACCACCUGUGAGGUGAGCUAUAGUCCUUUCCAGACCUUCGACAAGUCAGAUCUUCUCUUUUAUACAUAACCAUGAUCUAUUUCUACAUCUGUCUAUCCAUUCAUCUACCCUUUCUUCCAUCUGUCCAUCCGUAGGUGCAGAACAACCUGUGCAGCCCUGACCCAUGCCAGAACAAGGCCCAGUGCCACAGUUUGAUGGAAGACUUCUACUGUGCCUGUCCUGACGACUAUGAGGGCAAGACCUGCUCUGAGCUCAAGGACCACUGUAAGACCAACCCCUGUGAAGGUACAAACCAAUCUAUAAACCUAUUGUUGUCAUCAUAACUCAAAGAACUCAACCCAUUGUAAAAGUACUAACCAGGCAGUUCUCUUGUCUAGCCUAAACUGAAACCUGCUCUUAAGCUGCUCAGUCCUCAGUUCAACCUCAAGAUCAACCCUCAUUUCAACCCAAUCCUCUCAGGUCUAUCUCACCAACAGUUUCUUGUCGUUCUUUCUGUUUUGAUCCCAGUGAUUGACAGUUGUACCGUCGCCGUGGCCACCAACGACACACAGGAAGGGGUGUGGCACAUCUCAUCCAAUGUGUGCGGCCCACACGGACGCUGCAUCAGCCAGCCUGCUGGGAACUUCACCUGCUCCUGUGAACCGGGCUUCACUGGAACAUACUGUCACGAGAGUGAGCAGACACACACCAUCAUCAUCACACUUCAUCAUCAUAAUCAUCACCAUCAUCAUACCAUAAGACUUAACAUCCUGGUCCUUACUGUAACACACCAAUGACUUACUGUAUGAGUAUCAUCAUCGUCUUCCUCAUCAUCCACAUCCUCAUUCAUACGUCUCUCCUCCCUCACAGACAUAAACGACUGUGUGCCGUCUCCCUGUAAGAAUGGAGGAACCUGCAUUGACGGGAUCAGCUCUUUCCAGUGCUUUUGCCCUGACGGCUGGGAGGGCACGCUGUGUGACAUGGGUAAGUGUUUGUGUGCGUGUAUGUGUCCCUGGGUGGUUUUAAUGUACCUCUCCAUGGUGUGUGUUUCUCUAACUGAUCCCUGGUGGUUGUGUUCCAGAUGUGAAUGAGUGCAGUAGGAACCCCUGUAAGAACGGAGGUCGCUGUGUGGACCUGCUCAACGACUUCUACUGUCAGUGCCAGGACAACUGGAAAGGCAAGACUUGCCACUCACGUGAGAGCCAGUGUGAUUCCAGUACCUGCAGUAACGGGGGGACGUGCUUCGACCACGGGGACACCUUCCGCUGUACCUGUCCCUCAGGGUGGCGGGGCAGCACCUGUAAUACAGGUGAGAAACCAUUAUUGCACAGAUUUGCCUAUGUCGUUCAAGGAAAAGUCCAAUAGCCUGCUCUGGUCCGUAGGCUCCAUAGGAUUCCUAUUGCUUAUACAUUUUGUGAAAAGUAGUUUCUAAGCUCAUCAUACUUUAUUUAUCUUGUCAGCCAAGAACAGUACGUGUGACUCUAACCCGUGUGAGAAUGGAGGGACCUGUGUCGGAGCAGGUGAUGCCUACACCUGCAUCUGCAAGGAUGGCUGGGAGGGGCCCACAUGUGCUCAGAGUAAGGCACCAUUUACUGAACUAUUUCCAGGUUAUAAUCAUAAACUAAGACACUGAUUGUAAUUAUGUGUUAUCCCCUCUCUUCACAGAUGCUAAUGACUGCAACCCUCAACCCUGGUAAGUUGAAUUAAUUAAAUUAACCAAAGUACUUGUAAAAGUAUUUUAAACCUCUUGGAUCCAGUACUGGUUCUAUUACAAGUGCUGGCACCUGUUUAUGAGACCAAGCCUUCUUAUCCCAUUCCUUGUACAGUCCCACACACACCCAUAUUAGAUCAUAAUCUCUCAGUGUUCUGGUUUUAAAACAGGAACACAUGACUCCCACACACCGCUCAUCUCACAAAUCUAAUUUAAUGCUCAGAGAUUUCCCAUUACAGUUUGUUCUAUGAAGUUGUGUGUGUGAAAGGGGAAGUGUGUGAAUCCCUGACUCCUCUACAGAACUGUGCAGGGCCUGACAGCUGGGUAUUCCAGGGUCCCGUGGAUCAGAGGGACUGAGUGGACAAAGGCUCCCGCCACCACAAUGACUGACAGGGGGAUUAGCACAGGGGGGUAGUGGGGUGGAAAGAGACGCCCCUCGCCCUAUUCUUCACCACUGACCCCUGAGCAUGGGGCAGUGUAGGCAGGAGAGGGGGGCUGGGUAGCAGGGGGUAUAGGGCGAGCACAGUAUGGGGUCAGUUUGGGAUUUGCAUAUGAAGUCUGGACAUUGAUAAGGGAUCAGCUUUAGUGACCACAGUCUCUAGUCCCUUGCCUUGGAAUUCUGCUGCUGGGAUCUAGACCUGAGAAUGUGAAGGCCCUAUUGUCUUUGUAGUCUGAGCCUUCAGGCUUGUGUAUGCUGCUGCACCUGCGCCAAUGUUUCCUAUGGUAUGGGCUGACGUAUUGAUGUGUGGUUCUGUUUCCUUCCUCCAGCUAUAACGGUGGUGUCUGUGUGGAUGGCGUGAACUGGUUCCGCUGUGAGUGUGCCCCGGGAUUCGCCGGACCAGACUGCCGGAUCAGUGAGUCCCUGGGAACCAGAGGGGUGUGGGGGGUCAGAUUGGAGGGGUCAGGGGUGAAAGGGGACAGGGGGAGUUUGAGCUGAUUGUUUGUGAGGGACAGAUUAGGAAGCCUUUAGGAAGCCUGUCUUAACCUCCGACCUCUCUUGUGAGGAGAGGUCAGCUGUAUUCUGCAAACAGGUCAGUUCAGUCUGACAUUCUCAGGGACAAUCCUCUUUCCUUUCCCCCUUUUCAGAGAGGGUCUAUUUUUCACGUGGGGAUGCCAGACAUGAGAACCUGUUGUGAUGAUAUUAUAGCUAGGUACCUUGCAGUAGACUAGAGAUAUGUGUAUAGUAAGGUCCUCUUGUUUCCCCAUCAGACAUAGAUGAGUGCCAGUCAUCUCCCUGUGCCUAUGGUUCUACCUGUGUGGAUGAGAUCAACAGCUUCCUCUGUGUGUGUCCCCUGGGCCGGGCUGGGCCUCACUGUCAAGAGUGUGAGUACACUGCAGCUAUACACUCUUUAAAAAAAAGGUGCUAUCUAGAACCUAAAAGGGUUCUUCAACUGUCCCCAUAGGAUAACCCAUUGAAGAACCCUUUUUGGUUCCAGGUAGAACCCUUUUGGUUCCAGGUAGAACUAUUUUGUGUUCCAUGUAGAACCCUUUCCACAGAGGGUUCUACCUGGAACCAAAAAGGGUUCUCCUAUGGGGAUAGCCGAUGAACCCUUUUGGAUCCCUUUUUUCUAAGAGUGUAGAGAAAAUACCUUUAUUACUGUAUCCAUGUAGCGGGUAUACUUUCUUCCAUUGACCUCAUGCGUGGAAGGAAGAGUUUCUAAGGACUGACCCUGAUAUUGCCUUAGUCCUAACCCUGCUCCUCUCUCUCCUCUCUGCAGUCAUAGGGAUCGGGAAGGCCUGUCGUUACUCUGGCUUGCAAUUUCCUCACGGCAGUCGAUGGGAGGAGAAGUGUAAUACCUGCCAGUGUGUCAACGGCAAUGUGCGCUGUUCUAAGGUGAGCAUUGCAUGCUUUUAUUACAUAUAGUGAUGAUGUGUGUGUGUGUGUGUGUGUGUGUGUGUGUGUGUGUGUGUGCUGCCUCCCUGACCUCUGUUUGUGUAUGUACAGGUACGGUGUGGCCGACGGCCCUGCCUGCUCCGGAGAGGUGCUCCCGGUCCAGACAGCAGUGCCCCGUGUCCUGGAGGACAGGAAUGUGUGGAACACCAAUUCCUCACCUGCUUCGCCAAGCCCUGCCACCAGUGGGGCGUGUGUUCCACCCCCGACCCCCCUCUGCCCCUCCACACCCAGUGUGAACCCAACAGUGGUUACCUGGACAACAGCUGUGCCCGCAUCACACUCAUCUUUAACAGAGACAAAGUUCCACAGGUGAGUGCACGUCAUCAUCACCUGACUGACAUUUAAUGAGGUAUUUAAUUUAAAAAAAGAUAAGAUCUCAUUUGCAGAUGUUUUUUAGUAGACUUGAAUCUCCGACAACACCUUCCCCGAUCCUCUACCAGAGAAUUCAAGUGAAUGGAAUUAGCUAGGAGCUGGCAGUCACCUCAGCCGAAAAUGCUAAUGGCUAUCUCUUAUCAUUCUUUGUGUGUGUGUGUUUGCUAAUCAAAGGGCACCACUGUGGAGAACAUCUGCUCGGAGCUGAGGUACCUUCCCAUCACCCAGACCCUGGCUAAAGAACGCACGCUCCUCAUUCUCUGUGACCUGUCCUACUCCAACAGUGACGCCGUGGAGGUUGCCAUGGUGAGUACCUCACCACCCCUAUCCCACCUCAGCCCCCCACCUUCAGACUCUGAGCUGUUGCCAUCUGCCAAUGGUCCCCGCUUACCUCCUCCUUACCUCCCACUGUCGCUUGCAAGAAUAGUCACUCUCCCUUCUCUUUUUCAGUUAGCCCUGAGGACCUCACCCCUUUACGUUCUUUCUUUCACUUUAUUAAAUCACACACUUAAUUCGUCAUUGUAAAUGGGUUCCAGAGUAGACUUGUAAAAUUGGAGCCUUUUCUUUUCCUCUUUGUAAAAGUGGAGAGCCUUUUGAAGCGCAACGUCCUUUGCCUGAACAUCUGGAUGACAUUUAGCUUUACUUUGGUACACCUUACUGUUACUGUGGCAGUCUUACACCUUCAUAGACUGGGUAUAAGGCCUUCUCUUCUCUGUCGUCUCCUCCCUCUCUCAUCUUCCUCUCUCCUCCUCUCUUUCUUUCGUCUCUCUUUCUCGCGUCGGUCUCGCUCUCGCUGAUCUCUCUCAUGCUCUGCAUAUCUCUCUCGAUCUGCCGUAGAUCUCUCUCUCUCAUCUCUUCUCGACCUUCUCUCUCCCCCCUCGUCAUCGUCCUCUCUCUCUCUCAUCUCUCUCUCUCUCCCUCUCUCUGGGACUGGUGUGGCCACCCAGGCUCUCCUCUCCAGUCAGACACAGGGGAAAUGAGGCGCUACAGGGCACUAAGCCCUUAAUGGAGGGGAUUAGGCCUUUUCUUGUGAUGUAGUCAUGUUAGGGGACAUACAGGAAAAGGAGUGGUGCGUCUGACGUCCUAGUAGCUUUGUACUGGGUUCAAUAAUGAAACUCCUUAGACCCUAUCAGGCUUGUGCUUUCUUAGACCAUUAUGAAAUAGUCUUGAUCUCAACAUGAUCAUGAAAUCACAUCAUUUCAACAUAAUAUGAGUGUUGUAUUGUGGAUCUGGGUUUGGCAGAUUAGUCCCAUCCAGUUGACUCUAUGUAUCUGUACAGAUAUUCUAUAGCGACCCAGAAACGAUGAGUCCUCAGUAAGAGGCCUGUAGUCCACUCUGAAGCACAGAGGCUGUUAGAUGUCAGAAAGGGGUGAGGAGCUGUGUGUCACAGUUUGUGUGUGUGUGUGUGUGUGUGUGUGUGUGUGUGUGUGUGUGUGUGUGUGUGUGUGUGUGUGUGAAUGAGCUGCUGCUUACCCAGAAUGAAGAAAGAGGAGUGUUGCUGACUGACUGACUGGCUACUGACUGACUUACUGACUGACUGGCUACUGACUGACUGGCUAGCCAGGGAGCACCAGGGAGCCACAUCUCUGCCUGUUCUCCAUUGUUCCUCCUAAUUGAAGUGCACAGCAUCCAGCUAAUCUCCCUCUGCUCCUCCUGGACUCUCUGGUCCACUUAUUAGGCAAUUAACUACACCCACUGUGUGCUCUACCGGGGGGGGGGGGAUGUAAGAAGUUAGUGUGAAUGUAGGAGUGAAUCCCUCUAUCCUGUUGUGUUGACUCACCAUCUCUCCUCCUUUCUCCCUCUCCUCCAGUCGUAUGAUCAGGAUGGUCAGGAGCGGAAUGGAGACCGUGGUCAGAUCCAGGAGGCUGCCAGUGCCAUCGUCGGUGCCCUGUCCAAACGCCACAACAGCACUGUCAUGCUGGCCGUGGUGGAGGUCAAAGUGGAGACGCAGGUCAUGCCCCAGUCUGUGGGUAAGUGACCGGACUAGACUUGGGUUAACUGUCUGCAUGUUCUUAUACUGUGCUUCGAUUAGGUAGCAUUUCAGUACAUGAUAGUAAAGUAUAAUUUUAUGGACUUUCUGUCUCCAGACCACCUGGUGCCAGUGCUGUGCGUGGUGUUCAGUGUGCUGUGGAUCUUCUGUAUCGUGGUGUGUGUGUGGUGGACCCGUAAGAGAAAGAAAGAGCGUGAGAGAGAGUCUGCAGCGGAGGACAGCACCGUCAACAACCAGCUGGAGCCGCUGAGGGUCAGCCAGCCACAGCACAAAGACAACCGAGACAAAGACAUUCAGCACGAAUGUAAGAAACUCAUGAGCCCUCCAGACCGAACGUGUGACGGGGCUGAGGAAGAAGAGGAGGAGGACGGAGAGGAGGAGGAGCUGAGGAGAGGAGGGAUGGAGCUAGACAAGUGCUCCACCCAAAAGUGCUCCUUGGCAGGAGUGCAGGACAAAAUGAUGGCCAAAGGGGGAGUGAUCUGUACGAUGCGUAGUGCCCCUGUCAAACCACCCCACCGGACAGCGUACAGCCCGAAAGACAACCGGUGUAAAAACCUCAGCGCUGCCAACGUCAGCGAAGACGUCAAAGACCAUUAUGUAUGAGCACGGCCUAGAGAUGGGACCUCAAACUAAAGACAAUGUCUCCAUCUAAUAGAAAAACAUAAACACCAACAGUGAAGAUUUCAGACACGUUUUACAUUUAAUUUGACAUCAUUCUUUGUCUGCAACAUGGAGGCUUCUUACCUACUAAAAGCAUUGCAAAUGAACAUUUCAGCAACAAAAAGAGACCUGAAUUUCAGUUGAAAUCACACUGUUUUUUUUUUGUUUACAAACUGUCGCUCCCUUUAAAGGAUGGGCUCUUUUUUUCACAGCAUGUCACUGAGAAGAUUGUGUAUCAUGUGACUUUGGCGUGAGCACUGCCAUUGGAGGACUAUGGAGAGCCAUUGAAUGGCAGCUGUCGUUGUACUACUACAUUACUACUAGUGCAUUUAGUCCAUAUCUGCCUUAACCCGCACUGUGGGCCUUUUCUUUGUUCUCUUGGUAUAAUAAUGUCAUUUGUAUAAGUAAAAUGAUGUAAAAUGUUAUAUAUAAGACCUUUGAAAGCUAUAAGCAGCAUAUAACACCUCAUCAGCAUUAGUUUAUAAACAUAAACAUAUUUUCCAUGACAUGUCCAUGCUUCUAAAGAUUUUAUGUACAGUAUAUCCCUUUAACAUGCAUUUUACUCUACCACUUCCUGCAAGCCUAGAUGCUUUAUUAUUUCACUAUUUGCUUUGGUAGAAAGUGCCUUCAGCCCUUCUUUAAUUAUUUCAUCUCAUUCAAAACAUUUAUCCAGAACUUAAUAAUUAAUAUGAAGGGAAAAUAUGUCCUUUCACAACUUUUCAUAUCACCAUAAAGGUUUUUCUUUGAACAAUGUAUAUUUGUAAAUAUAAAAUGGCUAUGUAUAUUUGAAUUUAGUAACUUAAGUGACCCUUUUUAUUAUAGUUAUUCUAAAGAAUAAGAUUGUUUUGUUUGUUUUUUAUGAUGUCAUUCCGUUUUAUUAGUGUCCGUUGACACAGGGCUGGUUUUAUACAGAUUUAUGGACAAUAUCAAGGGUCCCACUUACAGAAACAAAUUAGCAUUGACAGAAACAAAUUAUUAUAAGUGCUUGUUUGUUUUGCUUUAUGAUUUAUUACUUAAAAUUGUGAGUGAGCAGAGCUGUUAGUUCUAGUUCUAGGCUUGUCCUUGUCUGCUGCUUUAGUAGGAGCUAUCUGUUGGGAGUUUCCCUAAUGAAUGCUGGCUCCCCAUCUCCCUUUCACUAUGCUACAGUAUGUGAACAUUAGAAUGUCCUUUUAUAUUGCAGGGGUGUACCAGUGCAUGGAUGGGUUGUGUUUAUCUGAAUCAGAAACAGUGCUAGCAGGCUUUCAUCAUUGUGAUUUAGGUCGGAAUCAGGAGUAACUACAAUUCAAUUCAAGGCCAUUAUCAGAUCAAUCCUGUGGUUUAAUCGUUGUCUGGGAUGGAGCCUGAUGAAUACACUGCUGCUUUUCAGGAGCACUCAGUUACCAAGCCCUGCAGUGGUGCACC